CUUUCACCAAUCCCAUCCUCUUUCGCCCAUCUCCAUGGCUCCCUUUCCUUUUGCUUCCUUCUUCGUAUAAGGGAUUUGGUACAUGCUCCAUUAGACCUCCUAUUACAACCCAUCCAUAACAAGGUAUUCCAAUACCUUUUAGUAUUCUAAAGCAAAACCCAAUCAACGAAAAUCGGAAGUCUUAUUGCGGUUCCGUCCAUUGUGAUGUGAGAGGUUGUUGGAUGAGCUGGAUGUGUUGCAAAACAGGGCACAAGCAUACUUGGUUCAGGUGGCGAUGCUAAAAACGUAAGUUAAUGCAUGAGCUCGGGUUUUCUCCUGAGGAUUCGGAUAGAUUUACUAAAUCUCUUUGUGCUAUACUGGACAAAAAAACGAGGAACUUAAAUGAGAAUAUCACUUGCCAGAUGGAAAGUUGAUAUUCUAUUAUGCCAUUGGUUGUUGCCGAGACUUUGCUGAGUGCGGAUGAGCUGAAGAAGGAUGCCAAAUCUGAACAUUUUAAGGGAAGCCCCCUAUUAUUACAGAUUUGGCUUGCGGAACGGCUUAGACUUUUGGAAGCUCCUGCCGAUCCUAAACAUUAUCGCCCUAUAGCUUUGGGUAACCGAAAAUACUUGCACCAAGGCCAAGACGAGGCCGAAUGGACCUCCUUUUUUACUUAUGGUAUUUGUUCUAUUAAGUGGGUGGUACCAUGGUGGGGUUUAACUACUAUGACAGGGGGUUCGUAUGUAUCGGUUUAUGUUUCUUUGUUGGGGCUAUCUCGUCCCAUUUAUAUUUUUCCUUACCGAGUCAUGCGUCAAUAUGGUUUAAGGCAGACUAUCCCCUUUUCUGAUACGGUACCACCUAAGGUAGCGGCCUUUUCACAAACACGGGUCCUAGCGUGGGCCAAGUAUUAUGAUGGUCUCCCGCGUUGGGUCGUGGCUACAAAUGGCUUUGUGGGUCUUUCUGAAAACCAUAAGUUGUGGAUGAGCUCCAAUGACAAAGAUGUGAGGACCGAGGCUCGUAAUGGGGAGCCGGAUGAGCUUUUGAUACCUCAUAUUCGUGUUAAGUAUGAGGGUCCUGAUUCUGCCAAACCUCGUACCUAUAGUUUUAAGACUGUGAAAGCUCGUCCUGAUCGAAAGCGAAAGGAAGUUCCUCCCCGUUCCAGUUUCAGGCCUAAAAAGAUGCCUAACAUGAAGGGGCCUGCUGUUGUUAAAAGAAAUGCAAGCUCUUGCGGAGAUCGUCGCCGGAACAAUGUAUGGGUUAGGAAGGCUCAACCGCCUGUAGAAACAGUGGCUAGUCUAGUUGAUGAUAAUAAUUCUUCUCCCACCAUUGCCUGUGCCUUCGAGGCUGAGCGGGCUAUAAUUGAGAAUGUUUCUGAAGCCUUGACAUCUUUGGAAGUUAGUGUCCAGGAGCCGGUUCUUAUGGAGAUUGACAUUGGGGCUGCGCAGAAGACUAUGGGGGUGGAUCCUGCGAACAUUGCUCUCUACAAGACUUUAUUUGAUGAUCCGGAAGAACUAGAGUAGUGUAGUUCUUGCUAGGGUGUAGGUGCCCCUUUAUUUAUUUCAGUUGUGUUUGUUUUUUAUUCCUAGCACUUUGUUUUCCUUCUUAUCAUAUUUUAAUAAAGGCACAUUUUUAGUUUUCAUUUAUUUUUGUUUCUCCUCUUUUUUUUUUAUGUAUUUUAUAUGUCUAACACUUUUUUGCAAAGAAUAUGUUUUUUAUUUGGACCGAAUCCUUGGUAA
This is a messenger RNA of Spinacia oleracea (spinach), 1712 nucleotides long. RefSeq lists its product as uncharacterized. NCBI's taxonomy places the organism in Eukaryota, Viridiplantae, Streptophyta, Magnoliopsida, Caryophyllales, Amaranthaceae. The coding region runs from base 423 to 1496 and encodes 357 amino acids. The transcript has 5 exons. The record is from RefSeq and is a predicted model, not a curated record.